CCCCGCCCGGCUGCGGGGCCAGUGGCAGGAGCGCCGCGCACCGCCAGCCGCGGGGGGCGUGGGAUGGGGGCGGCCGGGGAGGGGGGCGCCCACACUGACUAGAGCCAACCGCGCACUUCAAAAGGGUGUCGGUGCCGCGCUCCCCUCCCGCGGCCCGGGAACUUCAAAGCGGGCCGUGCUGCCCCGGCUGCCUCGCUCUGCUCUGGGGCCUCGCAGCCCCGGCGCGGCCGCCUGGUGGCGAUGACCCGGGCGCUCCGCUCAGCGCUCCGCCAGGCUCUCCUGCUGCUCGCCGCGGCCGCCGAGCUCUCGGCAGGACUGAAGUGUGUAUGUCUUUUGUGUGAUUCUUCAAACUUUACCUGCCAAACAGAAGGAGCAUGUUGGGCAUCAGUCAUGCUAACCAAUGGAAAAGAACAGGUGAUCAAAUCCUGUGUCUCCCUUCCAGAACUGAAUGCUCAAGUCUUCUGUCAUAGUUCCAACAAUGUUACCAAAACCGAAUGCUGCUUCACAGAUUUUUGCAACAACAUAACACUGCACCUUCCAACAGCAUCACCAAAUGCCCCAAAACUUGGACCCAUGGAGCUGGCCAUCAUUAUUACUGUGCCUGUUUGCCUCCUGUCCAUAGCUGCGAUGCUGACAAUAUGGGCAUGCCAGGGUCGACAGUGCUCCUACAGGAAGAAAAAGAGACCGAAUGUGGAGGAACCACUCUCUGAGUGCAAUCUGGUAAAUGCUGGAAAAACCCUGAAAGAUCUGAUUUAUGAUGUAACUGCCUCUGGAUCUGGCUCUGGUCUACCUCUGUUGGUUCAAAGGACAAUUGCAAGGACGAUUGUGCUUCAGGAAAUAGUAGGAAAAGGUAGAUUUGGUGAGGUGUGGCAUGGAAGAUGGUGUGGGGAAGAUGUGGCUGUGAAAAUAUUCUCCUCCAGAGAUGAAAGAUCUUGGUUUCGUGAGGCAGAAAUUUACCAGACGGUCAUGCUGCGACAUGAAAACAUCCUUGGUUUCAUUGCUGCUGACAACAAAGAUAAUGGAACCUGGACUCAACUUUGGCUGGUAUCUGAAUAUCAUGAACAGGGCUCCUUAUAUGACUAUUUGAAUAGAAAUAUAGUGACGGUGGCUGGAAUGAUCAAGCUGGCGCUCUCAAUUGCUAGUGGUCUGGCACACCUUCAUAUGGAGAUUGUUGGGACACAAGGUAAACCUGCUAUUGCUCAUCGAGACAUAAAAUCAAAGAAUAUCUUAGUGAAAAAAUGUGAAACUUGUGCCAUAGCGGACUUAGGGUUGGCUGUGAAGCAUGAUUCAAUACUGAACACUAUCGACAUACCUCAGAAUCCUAAAGUGGGAACAAAGAGGUAUAUGGCUCCUGAAAUGCUUGAUGAUACAAUGAAUGUGAAUAUCUUUGAGUCCUUCAAACGAGCUGACAUCUAUUCUGUUGGUCUGGUUUACUGGGAAAUAGCCCGGAGGUGUUCGGUCGGAGGAAUUGUUGAGGAGUACCAAUUGCCUUAUUAUGACAUGGUGCCUUCAGAUCCCUCGAUAGAGGAAAUGAGAAAGGUUGUUUGUGACCAGAAGUUUCGACCAAGUAUCCCAAACCAGUGGCAAAGUUGUGAAGCACUCCGAGUCAUGGGGAGAAUAAUGCGUGAGUGUUGGUAUGCCAACGGAGCGGCCCGCCUAACUGCUCUUCGUAUUAAGAAGACUAUAUCUCAACUUUGUGUCAAAGAAGACUGCAAAGCCUAAUGAUGAUAAUUAUGUUAAAAAGAAAUCUCUCACAGCUUUCUUUUCCAUUUUCCCCUUUAUGUGAAAGUUUUUGCCAUUUUUUUUGUUCUACCUCAAAGAUAAGACAGUACAGUAUUUAAGUGCCCAUAAGGCCGCGUGAAAAGAUAACUCUAAAGUUAAGCAUGGGCAGGAGUUGACUUCAUCCAAUCUCUCUGUUAUGUUUAAUUUUAUUUUGAAAGCAACACCGCCACUCAUCUUUUUAUUUAAUAAGAAAGAAAUAUAUUACAAAAGUAUAAAAUAAGCUCUAUAAAAAUGAUAUAGUCAUUAAGUUUUUAUUUUACUUGAACCAAGAGCACAUGAGUGAACAGGAAAAGAUGUUAAAACUUUUUUUUUUUUUUUUCUGAGACGAAAACAUAUUAAUUAAACAUGCGAACUAGACCAUGCUAUCUUAAAUAGAAAUUUAGGUCAUGCAAUCUAUGUUUCCCCAUUUUUAAGUAAGCAGGACUUUUUAAAAAUAAAUAUUGCUCUAAAUUUUAAUAUAUCAAACAUGUGAAAGUGGAGCUGCUCAGUGGAAGAUGUGAGAUUGGUGUCCCACGUGCUUGGUCUCCCCUUCUGCUGUUCUCCUUCAUAAUCCACUACUGCAGCAGUCGCUGAACCACUAAACUUAUUCCUUUCCUUUGCAAAAGACAUACCUGAUAUCCUGAGACGCUGAGAAAUGUCCCAAAGUCACACAGCUAAUGGCAGAACUGGCACUAGGUCCACAUCUUGUGAUAAUGAGCACUGUAGAGUCAACUAGCUUCCUACUUUUCCUUGAAUAGUGCUUUUCUCUGUAUGCAAUAUCUUUUAUUAUGAUAUUUGUGGUUUAGUCAUGCAGAAGGCAUAUUAUUUUGCAGAAUCAUGAUGGACCUGCAUGAAAUCUCAGAACCAUAUCUGUUGACAUUUUUUUCUCAUAGAAAUAUCAUGGUUAUCCCAUUCGUUAAUGAGUAUUAAUGUUUUCUGAACACUUCCAAAGAUUAAUCAAACAUAAAUAUUCAUUGUCUGAAAAUAUCUUUAAGAUACAAUUCAGAGGUCCCUAUUUCCUUUGUACAUAUACACUUAGAAAGAAAAGACAGAAGAGGAAGAGGAAAGAAGGAAAUAUUUUGAGAAUAUAUUGAGAAGAAUUAAGAACACUCUUCAAUGAAGUGUAACAACCAAACCCUACAGAGGGUAUGAGAAACAGCAAAUACAUAUUCCUCUACCCUUUCACAAUGAGCGCGUGAGUACAGAAGAAUGCUCAUGAUAGUUCCGCCUUCAUUCUACUUUCUGUGGACACAGAGUAAUGAAUAUUUAAUGGGACGUUAAAUAUGCCCUUCAAAUCUAUAAUGCUAUUUUGAUAAAGGAAAUUUAACAUGAUGUCUUUUAUUCUCCUAAAACAUCUUUUGUCAAACUCCAUUCCAUAGAACUUUCUUCUGCUGAGAUGAUCCAAGACCAAAGUGUUCUUUGAUAUUGCUUAGAAAGUGAUAGUACAUGUUAGCAUAUAAUGUAUUUUGAAGAGUGAAAUAAAUGCUAUUGAUAACAGUAAAAACAAAAAACAAACAAACAAAAAAACCAAAACUAAUAACAGUAAAGAAAUGCUACUUGAAUUUUUUUUUAAACUGGAUUGCUCAGAUUACCUGAUCGUGGUGGAACCCUUUUAUUAAGAGGAGGAGAAACUUUUUACUAUCCCAUAUUUGACUGUUCUAUAAAGCAAAGCACAGCUUGGGUAAUAGUGUUCUGAAGGAUAUACUUCUGUAUUUUCUCAUAGAAUACAAUUUAGUGAUUAUGCUUCAUUUCACUAUGAAAAUAUGUUACUGAAUAUAUCUUCAUUUUACUGAGCUGAAAUAAGGAAGGCAAAACACUGACAGCUAUGGAAUUUGCGUGUCCUUCCAUACUUGUUAAUGCUCUCAUCCACUUAUUAAAUAAUCAUAGAGUACCCAUAUCUUGCUUGCCACAAUAUCGGGUACAAGAGGGAAUACAAAGAUAGAUAGGUCCUGCCCUCAGGGAUUUUAAAGUCUAAUUUGGGAAUGUGAAUAGGGAUGUGAGUGUGUGGGGGAAGAAAAUAAAUUGACAGAUAAAAUAUGAAGUGGGAUGUCUUGAGUUCUGCAUGACAGUGGGUUUCUAGGAUAGGUCUGAAAAUCGCUUUCAUUUGCAACGCAUUUAGAAAGUAGCUUUAUUUGGAUAUUACAGACAAUCUAAAUAUAUCAUCAGUUUUUAAAAGUGCCUAUGUGAAGUGAUUUUUUAAAAAGAGCCUAUGUGAAGGGGUAAUCUUGCUUAUGCUUGUUACUAAUUUCUCAUAGAUUGUUGUUCUGCAUAUAUAAGAAUGAAAUUAUUUAUUUACUAUGGUUGUACGUGCCUCAAAUAAACAAGAAUGAUAUUUCCUGUUUUAUUUACUUAUGUUGGGUAAAUAUGCUUAUUGAAUUUUUAAGAGAGGAUUUUUUAACAUCUCCAUUCUUCUUGUCAUUAUGUUUUGUAGCUUAUUUGAGGGUGUCUAAAUAUAAUUUCAUAUUUUAUUGGUUCAACUUUCACUCUGAAGAAAUCCGUAUGUUAGUACAUUUUGAGGUAUUUUUCUUGUUCUUGUGUUGGUUAACUAUGACUCCUAGCUGAAUAGUCUUAUAUUUCAAUUACAAAACACAUUUUUAAAGAAAGGGAAUAGAGCAGCAAAAAUGAUGAGGAAAAGGUUAAAAGUUAUAAUAUUUCCUUUACUCUUAACAGGAUUAUAUAUAGAAUAUGCUCACUUACAAAAAUAGGAUGAUGAAGUUUAGAGCAUAAGGCAGGCUUCUUGUAUAUACUUAUGCUGUCAAAUGUUAUAUUGUUUUUAAUGGAGUCCCUUUGUGUAAUAUUUAUUUCUUUUAAAUUUUGUUAUAAGCAAAAAAAAAAAAAAAAUUCUUCUUAGGUUAGGUUCAGAGUAUCAGUGUUCUUUACUCCUUACAGAUAUUUUGGCUUUGGGGUAUAAUACAAGACUUGGGAAAACGCUAUUAUGAAUUUUUAGUACUGUAUAAAGUGGUGAUGGGAUUUAAAUGCAGCAUCACUUUCUGAAAAUAAGAGAAACAUUAUUUGUUGUCAGUAUUUCAGCAUGAACUUGUUGCCUUGUAAAUUUUGCCUUUAAGUUUGUAAUUGGUACAGAUUCUGUUGUAUGCUUUCUUCUAUGUCUAAAAUAUUUGGCAUGUCACAUCUAGAAUUCUUAAUUUAUGUUCUGACUUGAGAGUUAAGUGAAACAUGACUGUCGUGCACUAUUUUAGGCAUAGCACUUGCUUUUCAUCUUUAUACUUUCAAUUAACUUUGCAUUUUAAAUUUCCAUGAUUGUAUGAAAAUAGUAACCUGGUUGCAGUAUCUGAAAAAAUUAAAAUUAGCUUUUAUUUAAAAAUGAAAAUCUACAAUAGAUUCAUUAGGUUAGAAGUUCCACAGUAAUUUAUUAUUUUAUUACAGCUACUAUUGUAGAAUUAUUAAUAAAAUAAAACAAAACUACUUCUAUUUUCCUGGAAUUUUGCCACCAUGUGACUCAUUGGGGCAGAGAAAACUCAGGGUUAUCUUUGAGUCUGCGCAAAAGUACCAGGGAACCUGCUUAGCAAAUCAUCUGAAAACAGGGAGUUGAUGUUUGCCAUUAUACAAAGUUUGAGUAAACAACUUAAAAUUGCUUGUUAGGGCAUAGUCUUUGAUUGAAAUAAGUAUAAGAGUGUAUUUGGCUAAAUAAAUGUAUUUAAAAUAUAGAAAUUUUAUUUCCCACUGGAAAAUUAAGAAAAUAACAGUACCAAAUGAAUAAAAGCUGGCAGUUGAUGUCUUCAAUAAUCAUUCCUUUAAAUAAAUUCACAAACACAUCAUUACAAGCUACUUAGGAAUGUUUAGUAUUAGUAUCUUAAAAUGGCACCAUUGUGGUUUUCGAAGAUAUUUUAAGCAUCUUUUGUGAAACAUACCAUUUCUGUUUGACAAUGCUUAGUUCUAGCUCUGCGUGCUAAUACCUACAUGGAGUUUUUCUGCUAUUUUAGUGAAAACAGUAAUUGUUUUAUCUUGAGAGCUGCUUCUAAAUAACAAGUCAAUUGGAAUAUAAGUUUUUAAAAAACGUUAAUAUUAAGUAGAAUUUUUAUAAUAUGGGCAUUUUUCAAAACAUUUUAAUGAAAAUAUAUAGAUAUUUGACUUUCUUUUUUCCAUCUAGCCUUGCUUUAUAUUCAUUAUCUUUCUCACUUUUUUUCUUAAUAUUCCCUCACUAUCUUUCAACAUUAUCAUUAGUUUCUAAUUAAAAAAAUAACUAUUAUUUAACUUAACCAUCUGGAAUUUAGCUUUCUAAUGAAAGAGAAUCCCUUAGUACUCUCAGAGAUUAUAUAACUUGAUUCCAGUUUUGUUUCGAUGACGAGACCAAAGAUCAGAGAUUAAAUGACUACUAGUUAUUAGCAGAACUCUCAUGAAAGCCAGGUGGUGACACCCAGCACUGUUCCUUGCCAUAUCCCCAACUUUUACUGAUUAAAAAUUAAUUUGCAUGCAUCUAAACCUACCUUGAAUGCACACUAAUGUAAUGUGCCAUUCAAUGAUGAUGAUAAAAUCCCACUUCUUAUGUUUCUACUAAAAUAAUUUACUCAGGGUGGGGUCAGUGAGAAAAACUAAACUAGGCAAAGAGAGAGUUGUAGAAUGGUUGUCAAGCUAAGUAGGCAACCACUGGGGUGCUGAUAAAAUUAAUGGAUAAAAUUUAGGGACAGUGAGAGUAUAGAAUUUCUUAGUGCCAGUAAUAAUUAGAGAAGCUUCCUGACAUCCCCCACCCUUUCUGUAAGGAUUGUUCUUUCUCUUUGUACUUUGGAAUGGGGGUGAAAGGUGAUUUAAUAGCUGAAUUUGGGACUAUGUCCAGUGGUAUAUUAUCUGACUUUUCUCUCUUUCUCUUUUUUUUCCCCCGUCAGUUUCUCAUUAGUUUGUCUUUGGCAUUCAUCUUCUUUUAGUGCAUUAAAAAAUGUUUGGCAGAUCUCAUCAAUCCCAAGUCACUCUAUAAUUCCUAUAAUUCUUUAGUUAUCUUUUAAUCUGUCCAAACUGCUACACAAUGAACUUCUUAACAAGAUUUUAAGUUCCCCACUGAUGUAUAAGAGGUUUCACCUCGUAACUUCUCCAGUAAUCCUUCAUUUGGCACUAUAGAGUAUUUGUUAAUGGCAGAGAUGAUUUUUUUUUUUUCAAAACCUAAAAAGACUAGCUGUUAAUUGUAUUCUAGCUUUUAGCUAACAUACAAAGAAUGUCUACUUUUGCUUUAAUGCUAAAUCCCACUUGAGAAAUAGUGACUGGGAAAGACAAUUUGAAAUAUAUGCCCCAUAAUGUGGUUGCUAAAUUUAUUUCUGCUGUUCCAUACCAUUGCUUUGUUUUGCUUUUGACAUCUCUUAAAACUAAGCCAUUAUGCUAUUAGUUUGGAAUAUAAUACUACAGCAAAAUUAGGUAACAAUCUCUAUUUUAAAAUUCCCCUAACAAUAAUAGAACUGCCAGCAUACUUUUCUCUUUCAGUUGUAGAUGAAUACAUUUGAGAGAAGAGCUCUAUUUCAUCCUAGAUUUCAAUAUUUUCAGAUGUGACUGUAUUUCCUGAUCAUUGGUCCAGGUUAUCCUAAAAGAAAUUUUUCUCUCCAGACCUAACAGUUUUAACUGCAAGAGUUUACUGUGGGUUACAUUAAUCUGAAUUUUAAUAGGGCCACUGAGAAUCUGAGUGCUUUAUGGGAUUACCCUUAUACCCACUGCCAUCACAUCCAGUCGGGCCUGUUGUGCUCUCUACAAAUCUUCCCAGCUGAGUGGCAGAUAGGGGCUAAAAUCCAACUGCAAUUGGCUCCCAGACAUAAUUUUAUAUUUUACAGAAAAGGAUCUUAUUGGCUUAUAUAUGUUUAAAGAAUGGUCUGGCUUAUACAUCUUCAGAAAAUGAGAAUUAAAAAGCCAAAAUAAUUCUUGACGUCAGCAAAUUGAACAUAGAACUUAGAAGAAAUAAUACUUUAUCUUUUCAUUCUGGCAUUCCUGAGAGAAAAGAAAUUGUAUGUUUAUUGUGUUGGUUUAAUUUUUCAACCCAGACAAUCUGCAGCAAGGCACAUGGACCCUAAUUUUGACAUCUUACACACAGUUUUCAUUCUAUGCAUGGAGCUAAUUACUGACUUUGCCUGUAAAGAGAGGAUUGUGUGCCUAAAUUUUGUCUAGGAAAUGCAAGCAUAGAAUGAAAUUUACUAAUAUUUCUAUUUCUUCCAUAGGCUAAAUAAUAGCAACUAUUUUUGAAGACCCAGCCCUUUUUUUCCUCUUUAUACAAAAUAAGAGUAUCUGAGCCAAAAUAUUAAAUUCUAGUUCAUUUCUGCAAUGACUAGUGUCAUGCUCAUGUACUCUUCUAAUUCUAGACUGGAGAAGAUUAUUCAAACUUGAUCUGUGUUUCAGGUUUUUAAAUGUCCUAAAAACAGAAAAUUAGAUUCAGAUCUCAAAAAAGGAAUUUUGGAUUGACUUUCAAAGUACUAAUACUAAUUAUACUUUUCUUUUGGUAGCGUGACUCUUCUUAUACCUAAGAACAUAUUACAAAUGUCAAAACCAUUGCAGUUUGACAUUGCAAAACAUGCCUUGAACUCUUGAACUACUGUGAAAAGAAUCACCGUUGUAAAGACUUUUUGUAAGCUAGCUGAUACUCUUAAGUAUGUAAAAAGAUUGUCUUUCAGCCGACAGGCCCAAAGGAAUGUAUAUAAGGAAGGAAUAUGAAAAAAUAAAUUAGGUUUUAAAAUAAGAAUUGGGCAAUAAACUGUAUCAAAAAUAUGUAGAUGGAUUUUAGUAGUUGUAAUUUAAAUGUUGAAGGUGAAGAGAAUUUCAAAUUCCAAAGAGAAGUGAAUGAUAUUCAGAUGUUUCAUUAAUUUCUAGUCUGUGAAAAUAUGCAUUUUAUAGUAAAUGUAUAGACUUAUUUUAUUUAGAAAUAAUAGUGUUUUAGAAUUUAUUAAAAACUCAGUGAUAGCCUUUAUACCAAAAUGUUUAACUUUACCAACAGCAAGUCAUAAAAGUAUUUAUUUUAAAGCUUUUUAAUAUUAUCGCGUAACUUUCAUCUGUCUUCAGAUGUAAAUAAUUAUCUGCCUAAAUGUUAUAUUUUUAUGUAUGCAUUUUCUGAAAAUGUAUUGUUUUGUAAAGUGGGAAAGAUAAUAAAUCAAGCACUUGCACUUGUUUCUGUGAAGCAUAUAGAACUCUAUUUUAAAUAAAGGAAGAUGUGUCGUA
Mandrillus leucophaeus (drill) is the source of this 8901-nucleotide messenger RNA. RefSeq names its product activin A receptor, type IC (gene ACVR1C). Gene Ontology annotation, biological process: nervous system development; protein phosphorylation; activin receptor signaling pathway. The transcript is spliced from 9 exons. The record is from RefSeq and is a predicted model, not a curated record. Gene Ontology annotation, molecular function: activin receptor activity, type I; ATP binding. Lineage: Eukaryota; Metazoa; Chordata; Mammalia; Primates; Cercopithecidae. Gene Ontology annotation, cellular component: activin receptor complex; plasma membrane. The coding region runs from base 241 to 1722 and encodes 493 amino acids.